Molecule: messenger RNA, 3631 nt
Organism: Lagenorhynchus albirostris (white-beaked dolphin)
Lineage: Eukaryota; Metazoa; Chordata; Mammalia; Artiodactyla; Delphinidae
Gene: PMVK
Product: phosphomevalonate kinase
Exons: 9
Coding region: 122-910 (262 amino acids)
Biological process (GO): cholesterol biosynthetic process; isopentenyl diphosphate biosynthetic process, mevalonate pathway
Cellular component (GO): cytoplasm
Molecular function (GO): phosphomevalonate kinase activity
Source: RefSeq, a predicted model, not a curated record
GGGGCGGAACCCCUCCUUGUUGCCACUCCACCGAGUGGCCGCGUCCAUUCUGGGCCAGGUGGCCUGAUUUAAGGGGUAGGGAAAAGUGUCAGUUUUAGGGAUCUCAAAGGGUGGCGGCCCCAUGGCCCCGCUGGGAGGCGCCCCGCGGCUGGUGCUGCUGUUCAGCGGGAAGAGGAAAUCCGGGAAGGACUUCGUGACCGAGGCGCUGCAGAGCAGACUUGGAGCUGACGUGUGUGCUGUCCUCCGGCUCUCCGGUCCACUCAAGAAGCAGUAUGCUCAGGGUGGCAGACGGCUCUCCGCUUUCUAUAAGUGGACCUUUUGGGGGCAUUUUCUGUUUAAGUUUCUUUCCCAUUGGCCUUACUCACUUGAGGCCACCUCCCUAGAGCGUGUUCAGGAAAGUGUGUCCAGAAAAGGCUGUAGACGCGAGUUGGCAGCUGUGAUGCCGUGUUAUUGGUGCACCCUUCCAGGGACCUGUGCUCGUGGCCCCUUGGAGCACGGCUUAGACUUCCAGAGACUCCUGGAUGCCAGCACCUACAAGGAGCCCUUUCGGAGGGACAUGAUCCGCUGGGGGGAGGAGAAGCGCCAGGCCGACCCAGGCUUCUUCUGCAGGAAGAUCGUGGAGGGUGUCUCCCAGCCCGUCUGGCUGGUGAGUGACACACGGAGGGUGUCUGACAUCCAGUGGUUUCGGGAGGCCUAUGGGGCUGUGACGCAGACGGUCCGCGUGGUGGCCACAGAGCAGAGCCGACAGCAGCGGGGCUGGGUGUUCACACCAGGGGUGGAUGAUGCUGAGUCAGAAUGUGGCCUGGACAACGUCGGGGCCUUCGAUUGGGUCAUUGAGAACCACGGAGAUGAGCAGCACCUGGAGGAGCAGUUGGAGCACCUGAUAGAAUUUGUCCGCUCCAGACUUUAGCUGGCAGGUUCUAGGAGCGAGCGGGGGCUGCCAGGGUGAGGGGGGGCUCCCUGCGCCGAACAUGUGGUUGCUGAUGCUGGCCGAGGUUGGGGGAGCAGACAGAGGGCCUGUGUCAAGGUUUCUGGGGGCUGGUAGAUGUCAGACAAGUUAAGAAACCACCAGGGACCUCAUUUCUUCGUGGAAAGGACAGCCCUCCCUCUUUACAAGGAGACUUAAAGGGCAGAGAUGGGUGAGUUGGCUGUGCUUGAAGCAGAAGCAUCACCAUCUCCAUGGGUGCCAGACCUGUCAGCCUGUGGUGGCCUUGCUUCCCCGACUGGAUGCUAUCGGCCCCUUGUUCUCGGCAAGAGCCUGGGGCUCCCCAAUGUGGAUACUAAUAAACCUUCUUGGAGCACCUGCUCAGAGCUGGACAUCUCUCAUUUCCCAGGUGACAACCCAGCCUGUGUGGCUCCGUAGGGCCUGGGUUGUCCUGGUGGCUGUGGGUUUCUGCUCUGCCUCCCAGCUGGGCGGGAACAUAUCUUGCAGAGGCUGACCUUGAUCCGGGCCAAAUUCUUCACAGCCACCCUGUGAAAUAUUCGAGGAGUGCAUUUUCAUCUGCAUUUAGCAGAUGCCAAGGACUCAGAGAAGUGAACAACUUGCCCAGGGUGGAGGUACGCGGGCUUCUCACUGUUGUGGCCUCUCCCGUUGCGGAGCACAGGCUCCGGACGCGCAGGCUCAGCAGCCAUGGCUCACAGGCCCAGCCGCUCCAUGGCAUGUGGGAUCUUCCUGGACCGGGGCACGAACCCGUGCUCCCUGCAUCGGCAGGCGGACUCUCAAACCACUGCGCCACCAGGGAAGCCCCAACAUGAUAUUUUGAUACAUGUAUAUAUUAUGAAAUGAUUACCACAAAACAAGGUUAGUUAACACCUCUGCCACUUCACAUAACUGCCAUUUUUUUGGGUGGUGGUGAGAACAUUUAACAACCUCCAGGUAUAUAAUACAGUAUUGCUGAGUGCGGUGACUAUGUGGUACAUUAGAUCCCCAGAACUUAUUCAUCUCAUAACUGGAAGUUUGUAACCUCUAGCCAACAUCUCUGCAUUUCUCCAGCUCCUAGCCCCUGGCAGCCACCAUUUUACUUGUGUUUCUAUGAGUUCAGCUUUUUAGAUUCCAUAUAUAAGUGAGAUCAUGCAGUAUUUGUCUUUCUUUGUCUGAAUUAUUUCACUUAGCAUAAUGCCCUCAAAGUUCAUCCAUGUUGUUGCCAAAGUCAGGGUUUCCCUCUUUUUUUUUUCUGGUUGAAUAAUAUUCCGUUCUGUGUAUAUAUAUCACACUUUCUUGAUCCAUUUGUCCACUGAUGAACAAUUAGGUUGUUUCCAUAUCUUGGCUAUUGUGAAUAAUGCUACAAUGAACAUGGGGGUGCAGAUAUGUCUUUGAGAUAGUUACUUCCUUUCCUUCAGAUAUAUCAGAUAUAUCUAUCUAUCUGUCUCCUUCCUUAAAUAUCAAGGAGGCAGGGAUGAAGCAGAGAAGGGGAGGUGGCUCUCAUAUUCCCUUGGUAGUGGCGCUGAGCUGGUUCCUGGCUCUGGGUAUUUGGAAGAGUCACAGGAUGUGACUUGGGAAGCCAGCGGGUCCACUCCCCACCCUUUGACAAGUUGGCACUGAUGCCUCUUAACAUGGGAGGCCCCAGUGGCUAACCAGUCACUUCUGCUGGAUUUGAAGUUUUUCAACACUUAAAAAAAACCCCAAACUGAUACUUCUCUAAAUAUCAAAAUCAGUAAUAACCCUGACUUUUGAUACCCUAUGUUUUGAUGAGAACUUUAGCUGCUUUUUUUUCAAGACAUUUUGUCUGUGGUUAUGAUCUCGGAGUAUAGCUCUUAUUUUUUAAUAUAAUGUGUAUGUUCUUAUAUUUUUUAUAAGGUUAAAAAAUAUAUAUAUAUAUUUAUGGCUGCAUCGGGUCUUCGUCGCUGUGCAUGGGCUUUCUCUAGUUGCUGUGAGCAGGGGCUACUCUUCGUUGCAGUGCGUGGGCUUCUCAUUGCGGUGGCUUCUCUUGUUGUGGAGUACGGGCUCUAGGCCCAUGGGUUUUAGUAGUUGUGGCUCACGGGCUUAGUUGCUCCAUGGAAUGUGGGAUCUUCCCAGACCAGGGCUCUAACCCGUGUCCCCUGCAUUGGCAGGUGGAUUCUUAACCACUGCGCCACCAGGGAGGUCCCUAUAUGUUCUUUUAAUAAUUAUUUGUAUCACUAACAUUCUCUUAAAAAUUUUGUUAUUCCACUUCUAAACUGCUGAAUUGAGGCAUAGUUGGCAUGUAAUAACUGCACAUAUUUAAAGUGUACAAUUUGAUAAGUUUUGACAUUUGUAUUGAUAUAUAUCCGUGAAACCAGUAUCACAAUCACAGUGAACAUAUCCAUCACCCUCAGAAGCUUCACCAUGUCUCCUCCUCUUGCCUCUCCCAACCCCUGUCCCCAGGCAGCCACUGAUUUGCCUUCUGUCUCUAUAGAUUAGUUUGCAUUUUCAAUAAUUUUGUAUAAAUGAGUCAUACAGUAUACAUUUUUUUGGUCUGAUUUCUUUCACUUAGCAUAAUUAUUUGAGAUCCAUCUACAUUAUUGCAGGUUCAUGUCAAUAGUUCAUUUCUUUUUAUUGCUGGUGUGUGGUAUGAAUAUACCACCAUUGUCUGUCCAUUCACCUGUUGGACAUUUGGGUUGUUUCCAGUGUUUGGAUAUGACAAAUAAAGCAGCUAUGAACAUUUAUAUACAA